Molecule: messenger RNA, 2292 nt
Organism: Cryptosporidium muris RN66
Lineage: Eukaryota; Apicomplexa; Conoidasida; Eucoccidiorida; Cryptosporidiidae
Product: DNA repair protein rad4, putative
Exons: 1
Coding region: 1-2292 (763 amino acids)
Biological process (GO): mismatch repair; nucleotide-excision repair
Cellular component (GO): XPC complex; nucleus; cytoplasm
Molecular function (GO): single-stranded DNA binding; damaged DNA binding
Source: RefSeq, a predicted model, not a curated record
AUGAAAAAAUCUGAGAAGAAGAAAAAGAUCGAAUUUUCAGAAAAUAGAAGUUUACAGUGGUUAGUUCAGAAGUCUUAUAUACUUUCCUGGAUAAGUCAUUUACGUUAUGUAAAUAACUUAGUAGAUUGUGCAAUUGUAAGAGCAUCUAUGCUGUCACUAUUUAUAUUGAGUGACUUAGGAUAUGGUAAAUAUCAACAUCCUAGACAAAUUUAUGAUUGGUUUAGAGUGCACUUUAGAUCAUACAACAUAUCUCCAAAUUCGUGGCUUGUUAGUUGGCCUGGUGGUUUACCUAUGAAUUAUAGAUUUACAAAAAAUGUGGUCAUUUUUAAUCAAAGUAUUUCGAGAUGUUUCUACUUUGGAUAUUUAGUCAGAAGGCUUGUAGCAAGCGUAAGUUUAUAUAAAUGUGGUGGGGAAGUUGCAAAUUUACUUUUUGCUUCCUUAUUAAGAAUCUUAGGAUUUGGAUGUCGAAUUGUAAUGUUUAUACCACCUAGGAUUACUAUGAAGAACAGAUUGGACAAGACACACAAAUUAGAGAGGCUAUCUAAUGAAUAUAAACAGAAAAACUUCGUUCCUAAUAUAUACUCUUGGAUUGGAACAACAUUAGAUGAUGAUGAUAGACGUCCAGAAUUGUGGUUAGAGAUUUUUUGUACUAAGUUAAAUGAGUGGAUUGCAGUAGAUGUACAUAGAGGAGGCUGGGAUUUUAUAGAUGGAGAUUCAAGGGUUAUACAGAGUGAUCACUUAGGAAGGAAUAACAAUUUAUCUGAUCAUAAUCAAGUAUUAACAAGUGUUGAACAAAGUCAGAAUUAUAAGAAAUGUACUUCUACUGCAGCUCCUAGGACUAUAUUUUCAAAAUUACACAUGGAUUUAAGUGUAGAAGACUCUUCAUCUUCAGAUGAGGAGUCUGAUAAAUUGAAACAGGGAUACUUACCUAUAAUACCUCUCAAAACUGUUAAGUUAGAUAAUAAAUCCAAAGAGAUUCGAAUUGGAAUAAAGGGGAGUUUGAAACGAAAGCCUACUCAGAUUGAAUUAGAAGAAGAACGCGCUGCAUUAGCAUUUGAAUUUACAUCUACAUAUAAAAAAACCUCCUCUAUACAGCUACUAAAGAAUAAGAUUGACAUAUGUAAAACUUCAAUUAAGUACAAGAAUUUUGAUAAUAUUGGAUGGUGGAUUUUAACUGUUAAUGAAAAAGGUUAUAUUAGGGAUACAACAUAUCGUUAUACAUCUGAGUGGGUAUCUGUUCUAAAUUCUCGCAGGAAUUUUUUGGUAGAUUAUAUGGAUAAACUUAUUAAAAGUGUAAAUCAGUUGAGUUCAUCUAUAUAUGUACUUCAGAUUGAUAUGUUAGAUGACUUCUCACUAGAAAGGCGUCUUCAGCAAGAUCCUCUUCCUUGUAAUAAGAACAGAUUUAAGCGACAUCCGAAAUAUGCUCUAAUGUCUUGUUUGAGCCCAAUUGAGAUUAUUCAUCCUCAAAUUCCAAUUAUAGGGUAUUUUCAAGGUGAGCCAGUAUAUCCCCGAGAAAAUGUACAGCAAUUAAAAACUGCAAAGCAAUGGAGUAGGCAACAGAGAAGAAUAUCUUCAGGACAAAUUCCUAUAAAAACAAUUAAAGAUGCCAGUAAUAAUAUCAUAAAGGAAUUAUAUGCUGAAUAUCAAACAGAAUUAGUGCCGAUACGUGAAAUUACUUGUGAUAAUCAAGUUCCAGUAAAUCAAUUUCAUAAUGUAGAUCUAACGAAUAAUCAACAAGUACCCUUGGGAUGUAUUCAUGUAGAAGAUAACUAUGAACUUUCAGAGGAAGAUUCGAUGGAAGGCCAAAGAUCCUUUAGGUCUACGUGGAUUGUUUCUUGGGAAGAGACUGCUAAACGUGCAAAUAUUAGUUAUGGCAGAGCUUUGGUAGGUUUUAAAUAUAGUGGGGGCUAUAAAAAGGGAAUAUCUAGCAAGUUUUCCAGGAAUUUAAACUCUAAGGCUGAACCCUUAUAUAAUGGAAUUAUAAUUAAGGAAGAAGAUUACCAAAGGCUACUUGAGAAGAAGAAUCAAUUCCAAGAGAGGAAGAUGGAUAAAAUGGCACCAUUUAUGUGGAAAGCUUUUCUAUCGAAUUUAGAAGCUCUAUUUUUGGAACACUUGGAUACAAACCAAGAUUAUAAAGAUGGUAGUGGUGAUAUGGAGAGAAUAAGUAGAACUAAGGUAAGGAAACUGGAUUCUAAUUCUUUAAAAAAGCUUUCUGCAAAAUUAUUUAAUGAAAGUUUAGCUAAGGUAGAGGAAGGGCUCAAAACAAGAGAAUCAAGAAAUGAGGAUGAAUAA